UGAAUGUCGUCAUUCCGGUCUUCUUCCUCAGCACAUCACAACAAUGGCGUCCUGUAGCGAGGAGUCUGUCACAGCCACUGAAGAGGAACCGACCGAAUCUCUCGCGUCACAGAAGAGAGAAGCGAGACUUCGAAAAUUUCGAGAGUUACAUUUCAAACGGAAUGAAGCACGGAAGCUUAAUCAUCAGGAGGUUGUGGAGGAGGACAAGAGGCUGAAACUGCCCGCUAACUGGGAGGCUAAGAAAGCCCGACUGGAGUGGGAGCUUGCUGUAGAUCAAAAGAAAAAGGACUGUGCUGCUCGAGGGGAGGACUAUGACAGAGUGAAACUGCUGGAAAUCACUGCUGAUGAUGCAGAGCGAUGGGAGAGGAAGAAAAAGAAGAAGAAUCCAGACACAGGAUUUGCAGGUUAUGCUGAGGCCCAACUCCGUCAGUACCAGAGGCUCACCAAGCAGAUCAAACCAGACAUGGAAAGUUACGAGAGGCAAAGGGAGGAAAGUGGUGAGGACUUCUACCCCACAUCCAAUAGCCUCAUCCAUGGCACCCAUGUUCCUACAAAGGAGGGCAUUGACCGCAUGGUGGAGGAUGUUGAGAAGCAGAUCGAGAAGCGGGCCAAGUACAGCCGACGCAGGGCCUACAACGACGACGCCGACAUUGACUACAUUAACGAGAGGAAUGCCAAGUUCAACAAGAAGGCGGAGCGUUUCUACGGUAAAUACACAGCAGAGAUCAAACAAAACUUGGAGAGAGGAACAGCUGUCUAGUGGGUCCAGUCAACUCAGUGCUUCACUGCCUCAGCUUCGUCUUCAUUUCGGGGUCUUGGAUGCAUCUUUUUUUCUUCUUGCUGCAAACCAAGACUACAUGUGUUUACGAGCUAAAACGGAGUGUAUUUUCUAAGGCAGUGGUCUGUAACAUUUUGAUAUCAUGCUGAUGUUAUCUUGAGCUGAAAGAUAAUGUAAAUUUCUUUAGGCGAUGUAAUGUUUAGUGUUGCUUUGUACAGUAUUAGAAGCUUAAACAACUCUGUUAUUAUCCUUAUUUUGAAAUAAACCACUUCAAAUUAUGCCGUUAUAUUGCACACUUGUUAGUUUUACUGUGGGUUUACUGCGUGUGGUCUCAUGACGGAGACAUAUUGAGCGUGAGAAUGAACUACCACUAACUGCUGUCACACCUCGGGGCAUGUUUAGCAGAAGAUGUCAGCCAAAAGAAUGCUGGAGUGGAAGUGCACAGAGAUAAGGGGAAACAACUGAGUAAUUCAAUGUAUUCAUUUAUCUGCAUCUCAGUACUAAAUUGCCCAAAGCUGGGACAUAACCAGGAAAGCCUUGUGACUGGAGAGGAGACAUGCAAACAGGUUCCCAUGCUAGUCUCCCAUUAGGAUAUGGUGGUGUUGCGCCCUCUACAGGACAGACAGCUGUUGUGUUGCGUGGGGAGAGGUAUACCAAUAUUGGAUGAGACUAACCUCAGUCUUUAUUUGAAUUACAUUGCAUCUGGAUGAGUCAAUCCUCUUUGUGAAGCUCAAAGAAUGUAUUUAUGGGAUGUUCUCAAAAGACACUGUUCAAAGACGCCAUGACGCAUGUUUAUGCUCUGCAGAUGAAGGGCUGGGCAGGUUUUCAGAUGCCUUUGAUAUCCGACUCUGUUGUAGAGCUGUUAGGGGGUGGAGUGGAUUAAACCUUCAGGUUUAUGGUUGUGAUAUUUUUGUAGUCUUAUCUGAUUAGCCUGAGGAUAUUGGCUGGGAAUUGUAUAAUGAACGACACAUAAAUUCACUGUUGUGUCUCACAGGUAGUCUGACACCUUUUUCACAGCCAGGUUGAUCUUGUAAAGUGAAAUGGGUUUAAUUUAAGCCAUAUAAACAUGAAACAUUUUGAUAUUAGCUUGCAUGUGAUUAUGUGGCACUACAAAAACAACACAUUGCAUAUUCAUAUGAAAUCAGCGGGUCAGGCAAGAGUGACCAGAUAGACCCUUCUGUGAAAGCUUGCUAUGUGUGAAUAUCAGUGCAGCUGAUUUGGAUCAAGUAAACAACACUUACAAUCUUCUGCUAGUAUUACUUUUGCUCCAAGACCUUCUUUGGUUAGUAUCUGCAUGUGCUAUCAAAGUAAUAAAUUAGAAAUACAGGUCAGUUUACAGCAGGAUACACAGAGUCUGGCAGGAAGACGUGUUCAAAACUGUGAUUUUACCUUUUUAUUACAACACACUGUGGCAUGUAUCUCAAUAUCAGUCUGAUUUAAAUUUAUUACUACCCAGUGGAUACGUUAGCUUCUAGCAGUAAUUCACUAGUAUUUUUUACCAUGUGCCAAGAAGCUGUCGCACUUAAUAGACACAAGCUUUAGGAUAAGUAGAACAACAGCAGGAUGUUUAUCAGGUUGCUCAAGAAGGAACAUGCUCAGGCUCUGUGUCAGCUGAUAGUUGUAGGAACAGGUGAUGCGUGAUCACCUGAGGUCCAACUGGCAAAAGUUGUGUGUGAUUUCCAGAUUGUAAAUGAUAUUUUUAAUGGAUGUUUCUUCAAGCCGACAUUUUGGUGGUCAUAACAGGAAAUGCACAGGUGGUAAUAGUUUUAUAAAUGAUCGCUCUGUUCUAUUCAAAUAUCCCAGAGCAAUGUUCUUUCCAUCAUACAUCACUAGAACAAAACAAAUGUGAACAGAAACCAUCCCUGAGCUUUUAUUAAGUUAUGCACAAACUAUGUAAUAUACUGCCACCAUGUGGUCAUCACAGAGUACAACUGACUGUACCCAAAACCCCGUAACCCAUGAAUAGCGUAUAAAAAAAAGGUAUCCUCAACAAUACUUUUACUGUAAACUGCACGAGUCAUGAAGUAAAUCCUGCACUGAUUAGCCUUGACAUCAAUGUGCUACCUUUAUGUCCUCCCUAAACACCAAGUCUAUAUACCUGUGCUCACUGUUAUGGAUACUUAUUCAUUUUCAAUUGAUGAAAAUGUUUUUCCUUUGAGAGACACUGCAUCACAAAGUGUGUCAACUGUGUAUUUACACCGUGUGUCCCAGUGCUGAAUAUACUCCGAACUUCUGAAACUGCUUUCCCCAAACUGAAUGCAAUCUGUGACUUAUGUGAUGACUCACAAAAUAACCGACAGAAACAAUCAGGAUUUUUUAAUGGAAUAUCUUUAUUGAACUUAUAAACACCACAAAGGGAAAGAAAUAAUCCCACCUGAACGAAUUCUUCACUUCUUCCCACUUAUACCUUUAACAUCUGAAAGAAAAUGUCGACCGUGAAAGGACAAAUCAGGAUUUGUACAAAAUAUUUACAGUAUUUACAUUGUCCAUGUAUUCUGCCACACUAAUGUGACUUGGUCAGAGUGUGUUUGCGUGUAUUGGAGGUUCUGCCUGAUCUGACUGGAACCCAGUGGCCGUAGGGCUUCCUGCUUUCAUAGCUGUCCACUCUGGGAGUUACCUUAGCACAAGAUGGAGCUACCACAGUUGGUUUAGCCACAGAAUUCUGGAACGACAAAUAAAUUCAAAUGUUAGAAGACAUUCAGGAUAAUGUUCAGCUUUGUUAGGUUGUAAAAAUUAACUGUAAUUAAAGUGACUUACAUUAAUGCUGAAAGAGAUGAUCUUUCUUUUUGGGGAUGUGUUUGGGCUGGACAUGUCAUCAGACUCCACGUCGCUGCUCUGUUCCAAAAACAAGAAAAAUGUGCAUAGUUAAUCAUGAGCAUGAAACUAGGGCUUGAGUGAGCUUUGACUGUUUGUGAAGUUCAUAAGUAUGGAUUACAAGUUCUUCUACCAAUACUGUUAAGCAUUUCUAUUGUACAAAUAAACAGUAUUUUAAGCAUUAUCUUCAACAAACUGCAGCACUCAUGCAGCCCCUCCCAACCACUUAAUGAAUGCUUCAAGGACUGGCCUUGAAACAGGAUAAAACAAAAAAUGUAAACAAAAGAUCAACUGUAAAAAGGUUGGCUUCUCUGUCUACAGUGGCAUAAUGAUGGUGACGCAGGUUUCCCAGCAAAUUAGCACACGUCUUGUGUACCAACUUAUCUUUGGCAUACGGAGAGGAGUUCUUCAUCUGUUUUUAGUUCUCUUGACAGGAAUAGUCACUAUAACCCAGUCCACACGCCUGCGCUCCAUCAGCAAGUGGUGGAUUCUGCUAAAUAACGACCCAUUUCAACUGCAAGGAUAAAUACAUUUGGAAUGUCAAAAUUCUACGUUGUAUCUAUAUAAAGCUGAGAUAAUAUCUGAAUUGCUUGUGUAUCAUCAUCAAGAGUGCAUCUAUGUGUGUAAUUAGCAGUUGUAUGGAAUGUUUGCAUAACGUGGCAAUCUACAUCUGUGUUAGUGUAACCUCUAGUUGAUAAUGACACAUUGUGAACAUUUCAAGAGUUAUCAGUUAACCUUUCACGCAAACAAAUAUGUCGUCACCCAAGUCACAUGACAGCCCUUUAAUCCCAGGUGCCGAUGAGUGAAGGAGACCACUGUCAUGUUAUCUAUGAAGACAGGAAUAAAUACAGAGAGUAUGUGUGUUCCCUCAUGGGUCCAAAGGUUAACACAAGACAGGAAAUGCAACACAACACAGGCCUCAAGCAAAUCAGAAGACAACUGUAGAGUUUGCUGAAAUGUAAAAUGGUCAGACUACUAGGAGAAAUGUCAUUCUUUAAAAAAAUAAAGUUUUGGUAAAAAAAAAUAA
This is a messenger RNA of Amphiprion ocellaris (clown anemonefish), 4619 nucleotides long. RefSeq names its product SYF2 pre-mRNA-splicing factor (gene syf2). Gene Ontology annotation, cellular component: post-mRNA release spliceosomal complex; catalytic step 2 spliceosome; Prp19 complex. The coding region runs from base 44 to 760 and encodes 238 amino acids. The record is from RefSeq and is a predicted model, not a curated record. The transcript is spliced from 7 exons. NCBI's taxonomy places the organism in Eukaryota, Metazoa, Chordata, Actinopteri, Pomacentridae.